Molecule: messenger RNA, 949 nt
Organism: Dendronephthya gigantea
Lineage: Eukaryota; Metazoa; Cnidaria; Anthozoa; Malacalcyonacea; Nephtheidae
Product: cyclic AMP-dependent transcription factor ATF-3-like
Exons: 4
Coding region: 61-543 (160 amino acids)
Biological process (GO): regulation of transcription by RNA polymerase II
Cellular component (GO): nucleus
Molecular function (GO): RNA polymerase II cis-regulatory region sequence-specific DNA binding; DNA-binding transcription factor activity, RNA polymerase II-specific
Source: RefSeq, a predicted model, not a curated record
AAGAUGCGUUGAUAAUAUUAUCGGAGCGAGAUCUCUUGCCGUAUUUGUCGGUAAAGAAUCAUGGAUCCUUUCCACAUAUUCACUCAGCCCACAGGCAACCUGAACAACCAUGGCAUUCAGUUACCCUACCUUGGACCACUGCCUACAGUUUCAGCGCCAGAAGUUGAGUUGGAAGAAACCGCUGAAAUUCCGGUCAAACUUGGGCUGAGGUUCGCGAUUGAGUCCAGGCGAUUUGCGAACGGUUUGGACAUCCCGGAGAUCGAAACCAAACCAGUGAAAACAGAAGUAGACCUGACCGAUGAACAAGCGGAAAAGCGAAAAAUGAGGAGAGAACGAAACAAGAUAGCCGCAUCAAAGUGCAGAUUAAAACGAAAAGCACAAGCAAGCAAACUAGAACAGAGCUCUAAAGAACUGGAGACAGCGAAUCAUGAUUUGGAAGUAUUGAUAAACGAUCUAAAGAGGGAGAAAUCAAGCCUUGAAGCUAUGUUAGGCAAGCAUAAAUGUUUGUUAAAAACACCCUUAGAAGAAACAAGAGAACAUUAGGAACAGAGAACUAACUCUGCCUACACAAGUCUACCUCCGUGACGUAUUUGCGGAAAAAAAGAACGUUUCUUAUUGGUCGAUACAGCCAGUUGCAACCAAUGAGAAACAUGCCACAGCGCAGACAUAGGUCCAAACAUGCAAAAAAACGUGACAGCGGAAAAAAUUACCCACAUGCACAACCCGGGUAUUAGGCACAGUUUAAAAUACUUUUUUUACACAAUUUUUUUAUAACGUAAUAUUUUUAUGAAUCUACGGCAUGACAGCAUUACUAAUAUGGUUUAAUUUAUACGAUGUUUUUGUAAUCUGGGUAUAUUGCGGGCAAUAUUUAUGUAAGGGAAAAUAUUUUGGUUAAUACCCAGGGGCCGGUUGUUUGAAAGGCGUUUAGCUUAAGCGGUGGAUAAGUUAA